AUGCCUGAUCCGAUCCUGGCCAUCAUAUCCAUCCUCUUCAUCGUCCUGUCCACAAUCGCCUUGUCUCUGAACACCCUCCCGGAGCUCCAGGACACCGAUGAGUUCGGCCAAUCCACCGACAACCCCCAGCUGGCCCACGUGGAGGCGGUGUGCAUCGCCUGGUUCACCAUGGAGUACCUGCUCCGCUUCCUCUCCUCCCCCAACAAGUGGAAGUUCUUCAAGGGCCCGCUGAACGUCAUCGACCUGCUGGCCAUCCUGCCCUACUACGUCACCAUAUUCCUGACCGAGUCCAACAAGAGCGUGCUGCAGUUCCAGAAUGUCCGGCGGGUGGUGCAGAUCUUCCGCAUCAUGCGGAUCCUGCGCAUCCUGAAGCUGGCCCGGCACUCCACUGGCCUGCAGUCUCUGGGCUUCACCCUGAGGAGGAGCUACAACGAGCUGGGUCUGCUCAUCCUCUUCCUGGCCAUGGGCAUCAUGAUCUUCUCCAGUCUCGUCUUCUUCGCCGAGAAGGAUGAGGACGACACCAAGUUCAAAAGCAUUCCGGCGUCUUUCUGGUGGGCCACAAUCACUAUGACCACCGUGGGUUACGGAGACAUCUACCCCAAAACUCUCCUUGGGAAGAUAGUGGGGGGUCUGUGUUGUAUAGCAGGAGUACUGGUGAUAGCCCUGCCCAUUCCUAUCAUUGUAAAUAACUUCUCAGAGUUUUAUAAGGAACAGAAAAGACAGGAGAAGGCGGUGAAAAGAAGGGAGGCUCUGGAGAGGGCCAAGAGAAACGGCAGCAUUGUCUCCAUGAACAUGAAAGAGGCUUUUGCACGAAGUGCAGAGCUGAUGGAUGUGGUGGUGGAGAAGAGCGAGCGACCGCAGCAAAACCACCUGUCCCCCAGCCGCUGGAAAUGGACUCCCAAGAGGGCUGGCUCAGAGACCAGCUCCAAUCACUCUUUAAAUGCCAAGGAGCUAGGCUCUCCGAGCAAAGAUGGAACCGCCAGUCCUCAGAGGCUUAAUGCCCAGAAGCUGGAGGAGAUGUACAACCAGAUGGCCAUGACGCAAUCCCAGCCAAAUCUCAAUGCAAAAGACAAAAGCUCCCGAGUUGGCAAACACAGGGAUGAAAUAGAGCUGGGAGCUAUCCCAGACCAGGGCCAGCCCAUGAUGGGCACGAGGGAGGCGGUGGGAGACAUGAAGAGCUUGUCGAGCAUCGAUAGCUACAUCAGUUGCGCCACAGACUUCCAGGAGAACACCCGGUUCCCCCAUAGUCCAGCUGUGGGCCUUGGCCUCCAAGACGGCAGCAGGCGGUUCUCCCACAGUCCUGCCAGCGUCCUGGGUGGUGGACGCGCCAGUGCCAAGACAGCCCUGCAGCCCCCCCUGGAGCACGAGCCUGUGUUCACGCCCAUAUCGGGUACUCUCUUCCCCGAAAAGACACCGAAAUUCUUCUUCUCCAGCAACUUUUCCAAAAACCGCACCCCUAAAGGCAGUUGCCGUAGUGACGGGGACAGCGGCCCCUCCCCCAUGUCCGACAGCUCAGUCCUCUCCGACCACUCACUGUUGACCUCCGGGGCGUCCGUCUACACCACGGCCAGCAGCAGGACCCCGCCCAAGUCCCCGGAGAGCACCACGCUGACGCAGGCCGUGUUCACCUUCCACGACUCGUCCAUCAGCAAGUACAUCGACGCCGACACGGACGACGACGAGCACCUGCGGGACAUCUCCGACGCCAACCCCUCCGAGCGCCUCCUGGCGGGCUCCAGCCCCAAGUGCCGCAUCAACAGCACCUACCAGAGGGGCACCAACCACCUAGAAACGGCCCAGAAAAUGCUGGGCCAUAACUGUCUGUUCCCCCUCGAGGGGAUUCGGAAGGGGAUCCACGAGAACCACGUGGUGCCCGACGCGACGCGCAAAGUCAAAGUAGGGAGGGGAACGCCGAACAAAUUGAACGAGAGUCUCUGA
Molecule: messenger RNA, 1938 nt
Organism: Gadus chalcogrammus (walleye pollock)
Lineage: Eukaryota; Metazoa; Chordata; Actinopteri; Gadiformes; Gadidae
Product: potassium voltage-gated channel subfamily B member 1-like
Exons: 2
Coding region: 1-1938 (645 amino acids)
Biological process (GO): potassium ion transmembrane transport
Cellular component (GO): voltage-gated potassium channel complex; membrane
Molecular function (GO): delayed rectifier potassium channel activity
Source: RefSeq, a predicted model, not a curated record